CUUUUCAGGAUUUUCUGUAAACAGCUUCAGUGGUAGGAACUUUUCUUCUGCUCUUCGCUGCUGUCGGGACGCUUUUCAGCGGUGCACACGUGUUGCACUUUCACCCCUCCCACUGGUUUAUUGUUUUGAUUUCUCAGGUUGUGUUUCCGUUACACUCGCAGCUAACGUGUCGACGUCAGAGACAUUUUUUAAGACCAGCAGUUCUCUCGAUGGUUUUUGUUUUUAUAUCAGACCCGAACGUGACACAUUAACAUGAAGGCGUGGAGCAGAUAACGAGCUUCCUGUCGAUAAAGAUGAUUUCUCUGAGAUAAGCUAACUUUAGCCGCUCGGCUAACGCAGCGUACGUAGCUUCGGUUCCAACAUGACAGGGACGAGGAGCUGUGUGUAGCGGGGACCGAGCUCCCACCGGACCGCACUGUGCUCCUGUUCUUUGGACACUGGUUUCCAGCACUGACCUGUCACCGUGUUGGAAGUGAGCGCAAGUGUUUAACAUCCAGACGGCGAACAGUGUCGGGCCCUCUCUCUCUCUCUCUCUCGAUGGGUGAGGAAAAGCCGGACACGCUGGACUUUGUGAAGGACUUCCAGGAGUAUCUGAGCCAGCAGACCCAGCAUGUCAACAUGAUAUCCGGCUCCGUCAGCGGCGUCAAGGAGGCGGACGAGCUGCCAGCAGACUGCAGUCAGAAUGGCCUGGAUCACCCCACAGUGGACAUGUCCCUGGAGGACAGUUCAGGGAUCCUCGUGGAUGGCUUCGAGAGGACCUACGAUGGCAAACUCAAGUGCCGCUACUGCAACUACGCCACCAGAGGCACAGCACGACUCAUCGAGCACAUCCGAAUUCACACGGGAGAGAAGCCGCACCGCUGUCACCUCUGCCCAUUCGCCUCAGCCUACGAGCGCCACCUGGAGGCCCACAUGCGGUCGCACACGGGCGAGAAGCCGUACAAGUGUGAGCUGUGCUCCUUCCGCUGCAGUGACCGUAGCAACUUGUCGCACCACCGCCGCAGACGCCACAAACUCCUCCCAAUGAAAGGCGCUCGCUCCCUCUCCCACAAGAAGAUGCUGAGUGUUUUACAGAAGAAGGCCAGCUCUUUGGGUUAUGGUCGCCGGCUGCUCAUCAACUUCAGCCCCCCUUCUAUGGUGGUGCACAAGGCGGAUAAUGUGAAUGACUUCUCUCACGAGCUGCCCCACUUACGUCAGGAGACCUAUGGUAAUCAGAGCGGGGCAGUCGAGGACGGGCUCGCCACUAAUCAAAAUCAUAUUCCCCAUGAUAUGAUUAUGGAUAACCCCCUGAACCAGCUGUCCACACUUGCAGGCCAGUUGGCCAGCCUCCCAGCAGAGUCCCAGGCCCUGACUCAACCUCCUAUGUCUCCAGGAGCAGAAUCUAUCGUCGAUGAGAAGCCAUUCCUCCUCCAGCCGCCCCACACUUCCACAGCUCCUGGAGAUGUCACAGCCAGCGUGGCUCGCGCCUCCUCCUUAUCCCCAAUCACCCCAGAGCCCCGGGCUCCCCCGCACAGCCACUGCAGCCCUGGAGGAGGACUCUGCAGCGAGCACAGUGGUCGCACCAGUACGCCUAGUGUCUCCAACAGCCAACCCAGUACGCCAGCCCCAGGCCUGUCCGCCCCACUCCAGGACCACCACACGCUGCAUCACUGUCAGCACUGUGACAUCUACUUCCCCGACAACAUCCUCUACACAAUCCACAUGGGCUGCCAUGGCUACGAGAACCCAUUUCAGUGCAACAUCUGCGGCUACAAGUGCAAGAGCAAGUAUGACUUCGCCUGCCACUUUGCCCGCGGGCAGCACAAGUAAUGGAUGGACGAGGAAACAUCUGAGCGAACUUUCAACGGACAGCUUUGUUUUUAUUAAUUCCACAGUAACUUUAUUUAUUGGUCUUUUACUUGGCCCUGAUGUAGCCUAGCCUUUGACCGUUGUACUUAUAUAGGAAAUGGCAAAAUUCUGAUGGUUCCUUUUUGUAUAAUUAAAGGUGCCCAUUCAAGUGUAUUAUUAAUGGAUGAUCAGUGUUUUCGUAAAGGUUGAGAAUUUAUUUGUGGUGGUGGAGAGAGUCAUAUUCAUAGGAAACUGGAAAAACCACUAAAAUAACGCUAUGUUGAGCUUAACUGAUUGCCUAACUUUUCAAAUUUGUCUUUAAAGUGAAAAGUAUUCACUCACAAUGAUGCGAUACGAUAGCAGAUAAAUAACCGAUUUAAAGAUUAUUUGACUUUUUGAUUGAAAACCAGGGACUGCUAGAUGGAAAUUAUUCAGGAAUCUUAUCCACUGUUAUAUUGUAUAUACCUUAUUAGAAUCAGGACUGUCCAAACACAAAUCAUCCCUUUCAAGGGACACCACCAAUGCAAAGGGCUAUUGUUUUUUUAUUAGUUGCAAGGUGGAAUCUUUUUGUCGACUGAAACCCUGACAUCACCUCCCAGAGGAAACAUGACUGUAGCUCACCUGUGCCUGUCAAGAGAGUGAAGUGGGAGGUUCACUCUCAGAUUUACAAACAAAGGGGAAAUCUGACUGGACCACUCAAAUAAAUUCUCAACCCUCCCGGACUUAUAGAUACAUAUUUCUCCAAUGCUUCUCACACAGGAGCCAAACUGUCGGACUUGAGUUACUAACUUAAGCCUUGUUGAAGUUAUUUCAGUGCUUGGUGCAUUACUACUAUUUCUUUGCAGUGCCUGACAAAGUCACCUUUCUUUUGUGUCCAAGAUAAAUAGGACUGUUACUUUUAAGAUUAUUAUUACACAUACCUCUUCUUACUGUAACUGAUAGGCCCAGAACCUUAGAAAAAAUAAGUCUGGCCGUCGCUCUCUAUGGCCGUGACUAUUUUUCUUUCUUUCCGCUAAAAUUCUGCUCAAUAAAUGCUGCUAAGAAACUUUAAAAGCAUCUGUGCCAGCUGUUCAACACAGGUGACACCCACGUUAACACCUGGCCAAACUUUGUACCAGUGAUUCUGGUCAGCCAGCAAAGUUGUUCAACUACAUUUUACUGACGUUGUGUUGUUUUGAAGUUCCUCCACACACUUUGAAUCACAUCAUGUUACAUUCUGGUCUUUUGAUAUUGUAUGAAGUCACUUUAAUACCCAGUAUCUCCAUGUUUAGGACAGAAUCACCAAGUCUCGUGUCUCAUGUGAUCACUUUUUUCAGAAUUGCCACGUAGCACUGGGAAUACCACGUUUUAGCCUUUGUGAGAUUUGGAUCAGAUCAGAUUUAUCAUAUGGAUCCCAGUGCUUUUCUGAAUAUUUACUGAGUAUUGUAUUGAGUGGUUGGAUUGAUGUUCAGUGUCAAAAAAGCAAAACCAUGUUGCAGUACGACUGCUUCUUUAGCAAGAUUGUUCUUUGUCAUGGGUACUGUUGUCUGUUGCUUAGCAACAUGCGUGGAGAUCAUAGUUACUGUUUGUAGGACCCCCCCCCCCCUCUCUGUCACCAUGCUAACCAGUAAUAAGAGCAUCCAGUACUGACUGCCUAAGGCUCUCUGUGUGUCGUAGGUUCUUAGGUGAAUGUUGAAGCCUCCUGGCAAAUCAUUUUAAUGUGAGAUAGAUAAACUAAUUUAUAAGUAAAGUGUUUUCUAACUGAGCUGCUCUUUGUCUUUUGGUUUCUUUUUUCUCCUCCCUCUUUGUGCUCAAGAAGAGAAAAUAAACACGUGACAUUAUUGAUUUAA
Molecule: messenger RNA, 3656 nt
Organism: Pleuronectes platessa (European plaice)
Lineage: Eukaryota; Metazoa; Chordata; Actinopteri; Pleuronectiformes; Pleuronectidae
Gene: ikzf5
Product: IKAROS family zinc finger 5
Exons: 4
Coding region: 538-1809 (423 amino acids)
Biological process (GO): regulation of transcription by RNA polymerase II
Molecular function (GO): DNA-binding transcription factor activity; RNA polymerase II cis-regulatory region sequence-specific DNA binding
Source: RefSeq, a predicted model, not a curated record